GUAAUGUGUUUGACCCGUCGUUAACUAUAAUGAUAGAAUUAGAUUUUUUUAUUGACGUUAUCUGCACCAUAGUACUUCUAUUAUAAUUUGAAAUGAUAAUGCCUUUUCUCUUUUAUUUCAUAAAUUUUCGUGUAAAACUCAUCGACAAGAUGUUGCAGUUUCGAUUUGCGUCAUAUAUAUUUAUUCACGUUAAUGCACGAAAAUGAUUCUUGUAGAGGUUAUCUGUCAUCCAUGAAAGUACGCAGUUUUAUUAAUUGAAUAAAAUAAUUAGAUGAAUUUGUGAUAUCGGGAUGCUAUUCGAGGAUAUUCACGUUUUAAUUUUCUGAGCAGUAAAAUUUACGAAUAAAGAAGAAUUUUCAGCAGCCAAUGUUUUCGAAAACCGCAUUUCCUUUAGGCAGGCAUUUGCGAACUUUCUUUAUUCAACAAUUCUGGCAAAAGCAUUUGAACACGUACUUUUAUUUAAAGAAGAAAUCAGAUGAGGAGGCGACAAACAAUUCUUCAGAGCAAGAAGAGGUAGAAGACACCGAUAUGGAAAAGAUUCGCAAAUACUUGGGGCACAUGUUAAGGAUUUUCGACUCGUCAGAUUAUGAUGGACAGUCGCAACAGAAAGUUCUUCGUGACCUUAGUUUAGAUGGAAUAGUAGAAUAUAUGAAGGAAAAUGAAAACCUUAAAAUUAUUACAAUGGCUGGUGCUGGUAUUUCCACAUCUGCAGGAAUUCCAGAUUUUCGAUCACCAUCCAGUGGACUUUAUCAUAAUUUAGAAAAAUACAACUUGCCUCAUCCUCAAGCUAUUUUUGAAUUAGAUUUCUUUACGCAGAACCCAGAGCCCUUCUUUAUGCUUGCAAGAGAAUUGUUACCUGAAGGCUUCAAACCUACACCCUGUCACUAUUUUAUAAGACUUCUGUGGGAAAAAGGAUUACUCUUAAGGCACUAUACACAAAAUAUUGAUACAUUAGAAAGAAUUGCUGGUUUGCCUUCUGAGAAACUGGUUGAAGCACACGGAACAUUUCAUACUGGACGGUGUCUUAAGUGUAGAGCACCGUAUACUCUUCCAUGGAUGAAAAAGAAAAUUGUUGAAGGUAUUAUACCGAAAUGCGAUGAAUGCAAAGAAGGUGUAGUAAAGCCUGAUAUAGUGUUCUUUGGAGAAGUGCUACCUGAACGUUUUCAUCAUCUAACUGACCAGGAUUUUACAAAGGCAGAUUUAUUGAUAAUUAUGGGUUCAAGUUUGGUUGUUCAACCAUUUGCAUCCUUGGUGGACAGAGUGCGACCUAACUGUCCACGUUUACUUAUCAAUAAAGAAAAAGUCGGCACGCAGGAUCGUCUGUCGCGACUUCUAGGACUGCGUCAGGGUUUAAUGUUUGACACAAAAGGUUCUCACGGUGGACGUGAUGUUGCCUGGUUAGGCGACUGCGAUACCGGUAGCGAAUUGUUAGCAGAAAAAAUGGGUUGGGGAGACGAAUUGAGAGACCUUAUAAAGAGAGAACAUGAAAGGUUGGAAGCUGAAAAUGCUAAAACAGAAUAACUAUGUUACUAGUUAGCAAUCUUGUAAGGUAAUUCUCCUCAUUAAUACAAUUGAUAUUUUAUUUCGUCGCUAUUUUUAUAAAGAAGAAGCUAUUUAGACAAACAGUGUUUGUUUUAAAGUAAUUGUAAAAAUGUCGUUUAGGUAAUUAAAAAAUUUAUCGUAAUAAUGGCAAAUAGAUAUGCUUUUGCUUAUAUCUGCUUUACCGAGUUUCCUAGAAAAUGAAAGUGGUAAUGAAAUUAUUAGUGAUAAAAAUGUAAUUUCUAAUAUGUGUCUUAAUGUCCAAUAUCUUUCUCGAAUGUGAUUAUGACAGUUGACUCACGUGUACAAAUAAAAUAGAAU
Messenger RNA from Nomia melanderi (Alkali bee), 1860 nucleotides. RefSeq names its product Sirtuin 2 (gene Sirt2). The record is from RefSeq and is a predicted model, not a curated record. NCBI's taxonomy places the organism in Eukaryota, Metazoa, Arthropoda, Insecta, Hymenoptera, Halictidae. Gene Ontology annotation, molecular function: histone deacetylase activity, NAD-dependent; NAD+ binding. Gene Ontology annotation, cellular component: nucleus.